AUGAACCAACAGCACGAAAUGUACUACGAUUAUCCGACCGCUUCCAACCGGUCGCCCAGCUCCACGAGGCAGGGCUACGCUACGGUUGGUCUUUCAGGCCUCGGUGCGCGCGGUCAACGGCCCAUUGACUCCAUGGCUCAGGCCCCAUCCAUUUACGGCGACGACCGAUUCGGCGGCGCAUCCGGCUACGAUACAAUGUCUCGAAUCGAUCGUCUCGCCCCGAAUGCCAACUACAUGCUAGAGAAUUCGCAGACAUGGGCCUACAACGGAGGUGGCGCCGCCAUGAAUGGCCCCCUGAAUGGAAACAGUAGACUUGGUUCGCGGUCAUCAGCUCGAAGACCAGGUCUUCCUACUACCUGGACAGAGCAGCCUGCUCCUCCCAUGCCCUCGAUGAACCAGUACUACGACCACAACAUGCCAGGCGAACACGACAUUGGAAGCAUCACCGAUCACCGCGGUCUCAACACGCCGGGUUCCAUGGACGAGCAGCUCAUUCCGACAGCUAUUGUGAUCAAGAACAUCCAAUUUCAGUGUCGGAAGGAGAUAUUGCAAGGUCUUAUGGCCUCGCUCAACCUCCCCCAGCCGUAUGCUUUCAACUACCACUUUGAUAAGGGCGUCUUCCGAGGACUUGCCUUUGCCAACUUUUCGACUCCAGAAGACACAUCUAUUGUCAUUCAGAAGAUGAACGGACUGGAGGUCAUGGGACGCAAGCUACGCGUCGAGUAUAAGAAGAUGCUCCCCCAAGAAGAGAGGGACCGUAUUGACCGUGAGAAGCGUGAGAAGCGUGGUCAACUGGAAGAACAGCACCGGGCCCCCCUUCCGCAACAUCAGCAAACCGCUCUCCAGGCUCUUGGUGUCAGCGUCAACAAGCAACCUAACGGCUCGCCUAUCCGUAAGCGCAGUUUGCACUCCCCGAUCCAACAUGCGCCGGCUCGCUCACUAGUCCUAGGUGAUAUCGACUUGAACAAUCCGAAGACUCUUGAGUUCUACACUGAACUCACCAUGUUCCAGCGCGACCAGACUAGAGAGACGUACAUAUUUUCUCCGGAUAUUUCGCCCGAAGAACGACGACAGAUCCAUAUUCUCGCUCACAACAUGGGUCUUGAGCACCACUCUAUUGGCGAGAAUGACAGGCGCCAGCUACAAAUCAGCAAGAAGGCUCAGCAGUCGCCACCCAUGCAUGCACCGCACCAGCUCCCGCCAAAUGUUUCGUGGGAGGAUCACAGAAGAGGACUCAGCCGCGCCGCCACCUUUGAUUUCGCAGAGUCAAGAAUUGGAGCAGGCAGCGCCUACCAUACUAUUGGAAGACAGGGUCCGACUUUGGAGCUGCCCAACUCUCUUGAAAGCGGCAUCCCGAACAAUCUUCGCGCCGCCAAGAGCUUUGCCGAUCUGCGCACUCACAGUCCCAGCCCUGCUCCAUCUGGCUCUAGUUAUGCCGGUAUUGGAAACGGGCUCGGUGCUUCCAGAUACGGCGACUAUGGCUCCCUUGCCACUCCGCCCAACCUGACACCUACAUCGGGACAGAAUCCCGGGGCCAGCACGGAUACCCUGCUGUCGGGCGGUAUGGGCUCUUUGAGCUUGGGAUAUGAUCCCACUUCUUCGCAUCUCCGCUCGACUCCUGGAGCGAUCGGUAGCCAGAGACCUGUUGGUGGCAAUACGUCCGCACCCAGCCGUGCCGCCCCCGACCGGCAGCCACGUGGACCGGAGUGGGGUGAGGCCUUCAACAGCCGCAACCGAGGCCAUAUGCAGAGGAACAGCGGUAAGCUGGAGUCGAAAACACAGUCAUUUGCGGCCUUUGGAAACUAA
This is a messenger RNA of Pestalotiopsis fici W106-1, 1806 nucleotides long. RefSeq lists its product as uncharacterized. The record is from RefSeq and is a predicted model, not a curated record. Bases 1 to 1806 code for a protein of 601 amino acids. Lineage: Eukaryota; Fungi; Ascomycota; Sordariomycetes; Amphisphaeriales; Sporocadaceae. Gene Ontology annotation, cellular component: nucleus; cytoplasm. Gene Ontology annotation, molecular function: mRNA binding. The transcript has 2 exons.